Molecule: messenger RNA, 1989 nt
Organism: Mytilinidion resinicola
Lineage: Eukaryota; Fungi; Ascomycota; Dothideomycetes; Mytilinidiales; Mytilinidiaceae
Product: RNA-binding domain-containing protein
Exons: 1
Molecular function (GO): RNA binding
Source: RefSeq, a predicted model, not a curated record
GAGCAGAGAAAAUCGCUUUUCGUCAGAUCUCUCCCAGCUACAGUAACGACAGAAGAGCUCACGGAAUACUUCUCAAAUUCAUAUCCUAUCCGACACGCUGUCGCUGUUCUCGACCCAGCUACGAAACAAUGCAAAGGCUACGGAUUCGUAACUUUCGCCGACGCUGAAGAUGCACAACGAGCACGGGAAGAAUUCAAUGGCAAGAAGUUCAAGGGACAAAAGAUCAAGGUCGAGUUUGCCGAGUCAAGGCAUCGAGAUGAGGAGAAGGGUACUGCGCCUAGUGCAGUGGCUGAGGCGAAGGCUGCCAGAGAAGAGAAGAAGAAAGAGAAGCGUGAAGUACAACAACCGCCUAAACUCAUCAUUCGAAAUCUUCCCUGGAGCAUUAAAACGCCGGAGGAUUUGUCGGUGUUGUUCCGCAGCUUUGGGAAGGUCAAGUUUGCCACGAUUCCAAAACAGAAGACUGGUCUCCAGCCUGGAUUUGGGUUUAUAACCAUGAGGGGGCGCAAGAAUGCUGAGAAGGCACUGGAGGUUAUCAACGGGAAAGAGGUGGAUGGCAGGACUCUCGCAGUCGAUUGGGCUGUGGAAAAGGCUACAUGGCAGACGCUGCAAGAAGAGACCAAGCCGACGACUGCUGACGAGAAAGAGGUGGAUGAUGCAGAAGUCGCAGACUCAGAUGCAUCCGACGCCGAAAGCGAUGGUGGUGUGACUUUAGACGAGGACGAAGACGAGGACGACUUUGAUGAGGAGUUCGACGAGAACGAGGAGGCCGAGGAAGAAUCUGCGACCAAACACGACUCAAAACCAAAAGACGACCCAACGACUCUCUUCAUCCGUAACCUUCCCUUCAGCGCAUCAGACGACUCACUCCGGGAGCAUUUCUCACGAUUCGGCUCAAUUCGAUAUGCACGCAUAGUCCUAGACCAAGCAACCGAACGCCCCAGAGGCACCGGCUUCGUCAGUUUCUACAACUCAGCCGAUGCGGACUCCUGUCUGAAGAGCCACCCCGUAAUCAACGUCACGCACGACGUCAAAGCCAAGAAAGAUGGCUCAACUAUCACCAUUGCCCACUCCGUCCUCCAAGACUCCUCCGCCGAUCCCACGGGCGCCUACACCAUGGACGGCCGCAUCCUCUCCAUCACCCGCGCCGUCGACCGCGUCUCCGCGAACCGCCUCGCCACCGAGAGCGCCGCAUCCCGCUUCAACCGCGACAAGGAUAAGCGCCGCCUCUACCUCCUUUCCGAAGGGACCAUCGCCUCCAACUCGCCCCUUUAUGCAUCCCUCUCGCCCUCUGAAGUUGCCAUGCGCGAAACGAGCGCCACUCAGCGCCGCAAGCUCAUCGAAAGCAACCCCUCGCUCCACCUCUCCCUCACCCGCCUCGCCAUCCGCAACAUCCCCCGCAGCAUCACGUCCAAAGACCUGAAAGCUCUCGCGCGCCAAGCCGUCGUCGGCUUCGCAACCGACGUCAAAGAAGGCAAGCGCACGCGUCUCUCCAAGGAAGAACUCGCGCGCGGCGGCGCCGAAAUGCGCGACGCAGAGACAGACCGCAAGAAGCGCGGCCAGGGCGUCGUCAAGCAGGCCAAAGUCGUCUUCGAGACCUCGGACGGCGGGAAGGUCGCUGAAGCCAGCGGCGCGGGGCGAAGUCGCGGGUACGGGUUUAUCGAGUACUAUACCCACCGCAGCGCGCUGAUGGGGCUGCGGUGGCUGAACGGGCACGCGGUCGAUUAUCGGACGAUGGUGAAGCUGACGAAGGGGAAGAAUAAGAAGGAUGAUGUCGAGGCGAAUCAGGAUCGGAAGAAGCGGUUGAUUGUGGAGUUUGCGAUUGAGAAUGCGCAGAUUGUGGUCAGGCGGAAGGAGAGGGAGGAUAAGGAUAAGGCGAAGGGGAGGGGGGAGACGAGGGGGGAUAGGGCGCCUAGGAAGGGUGGGCGGGAGGAUAAGGGGGAUAGGGGGAAGGAUGAUAGGUGGGGUGGGCAGAAGAGGAAGAGGGAUGAU